This is a messenger RNA of Chrysochloris asiatica (Cape golden mole), 546 nucleotides long. RefSeq names its product MHC class I polypeptide-related sequence B-like. The transcript is spliced from 5 exons. Gene Ontology annotation, cellular component: external side of plasma membrane. Bases 1 to 546 code for a protein of 181 amino acids. The record is from RefSeq and is a predicted model, not a curated record. Gene Ontology annotation, biological process: positive regulation of T cell mediated cytotoxicity; antigen processing and presentation of endogenous peptide antigen via MHC class I via ER pathway, TAP-independent; antigen processing and presentation of endogenous peptide antigen via MHC class Ib. NCBI's taxonomy places the organism in Eukaryota, Metazoa, Chordata, Mammalia, Afrosoricida, Chrysochloridae. Gene Ontology annotation, molecular function: peptide antigen binding; signaling receptor binding.
AUGGCCAGAGAAUGUGCGGAGCCCGGCGUCCCGCGCCUCUGCUCUGGACUCCACAGUCUUCCUUAUAACACUACAGUAGUCUCCCAGGAGGGAUCUGGGCAACCUCGAUUCCUCACCGAGGGGCAUUUCAAUGGAAAGCCCUUCCUGUACUAUGACAGUGAAAACGGCCAGGCAGAACCUUGGGGACCAUGGGCAGAAACCCACCUGGGAGCUGAGAAUGACUCUGGCUUGCACUCCUUCCAGGAGAAACUGGGCUGUGAGAUCCAAGAAGACAGCUAUCUCAGGGGCUUCUGGAAUUACUCCUAUGACGGGGAGCCCUUCUUCUCCUAUGACCUGGAGACCCAGGCAUGGACAGUGUUCAGGCCCUCAGCCCAGACCUUGGCAAUGACAACCAAAAAGACCUGGGAUGCACUUCCCAUGACUCAUGAGCCCUCCCAGCCACCUCCUCUCCCCAGCAAGACCCCAUCCUCCUACCAGCCUAAGGGAUUGGGGUUCCAUGGCCCCAAACAGCCUGUGAGCAACAUGGAGCUAGAGGGCUGGGCGUGA